This is a messenger RNA of Bactrocera dorsalis (oriental fruit fly), 2278 nucleotides long. RefSeq names its product putative odorant receptor 85e. Lineage: Eukaryota; Metazoa; Arthropoda; Insecta; Diptera; Tephritidae. Gene Ontology annotation, molecular function: odorant binding; olfactory receptor activity. Gene Ontology annotation, cellular component: plasma membrane. The record is from RefSeq and is a predicted model, not a curated record. The transcript is spliced from 5 exons. Bases 724 to 2076 code for a protein of 450 amino acids. Gene Ontology annotation, biological process: detection of chemical stimulus involved in sensory perception of smell; sensory perception of smell.
UUUGGCUGCUCCCUCUUGAGUAGCCAGGCGAAAAGCUCCUGCGGUGCAUUAAGCUACAAAAUGAGGGCAUGCUUCGUACAAGAAGAAACCCACCAAAGUUAGCAAAAAUAUAUUUAUGACCAUAUGUGAGGAGUCGGUAGGAACACUAUUGAAAGCUGUUAAUAAAACCAGCUUAUGUAUCCGCGAGACUAGGAUGAAGUUAUUCCAAAGCGGCUGACGAAGACGACACAGACGCCAUCUAGCUGCUAACGAUGUGGGAAUAAGAAAACAACAAGUUGCCACAGAAACUUAGAUGUUAUGUAAAAGGCGUAACUAAUAUUAAGCGGAUCUUGGUUUCGAAUAAAGUAAAAAUUGGGUUUUUAAUCACUCGGAUGCACAUCGAAAAGUUAUGGCAUUUUUGAUAUUCAAAUUAUUAACUAAUUUCUGUUAUCUAAACUUACAGUUGUGUCUACAUCUUCCGAUGAACAAUCCGUAUUGUGAAUCCCUUUAUCGGAAUUUGAUUACAGAGCUCUGAAACUUUUAAUUUUUUUUAUAAGAAGUAAAGCAAUUCUACCUUAAUUACUUAUAAAUAAAUUAACAACAAACACACAAAUUUUAUAUAUUAUCGCCCUUUGUAUUUUAGCGUCUAUACCAUACGUAUAUAAAUAUUGGGUUAGUAAAGAACAAAUUGCUUAAUUUUCAUUGUCACAUCAAGCGAAAACGUUAAGGUAGAACAUAACCAAAAUGGAUGCCAGAGAUUUAGGAGGCGCGUCGCUGCUUUAUUCCCAUGACGACGAGCCGCGUAUUGCUGACUUAUUCGCCGCACAAGUAAACUUCUUCAAAGCCACUGGACAAAUUCCAUUCAAUGUAGGCUGUGGACUGGGCUAUAUCUACUGCUGCUUCUUCAUUACGCAAUCCGUCCACAUGGCUGUGCUUUUCAUGAAGACCUCCUACGAUAUGUUACUCAGCGGCAAACUAGAAGAGAUCACCGACGCACUCACCAUGACCAUCAUAUUUUGGUUUAGCGUUUAUGCAGCUUCCUAUUGGUUGCUGCGUUGGCAACGUCUGUUGGAUUUUUUGCAACGCAUCAAUCAAUAUUAUUGGCAUCACUCGUUGCCUGGCUUGAGCUUUGUUAGCGCGCAUCGCACUUUUAUUUUGGCUAAGCGUAUGACUAUUACGUGGACGCUAACCUGCAUAGCCGGUACGGUGCUGUAUGGUUUAGCUCCACUGGUCAUGGGUGUGCGUACACUACCACUGAAGUGCUGGUAUCCCUUUGAUCCGUUGCAACCUUAUGUCUACGAGCUGGUGUAUGCUUUACAAUUUACGGCUCAGAUAAUAAUGGGUGCCACUUUCGGCAAUGGCUCCGCUUUGUACGUUUCCUUGGUUAUACUCAUGUGUGGACAGUUCGAUGUGCUUUACUGCAGUUUGAAGAACUUGAGUUACUAUGGUCGUUUGCGCGCCCGCUGUGAUGUGGAUAAAUUGCGCAAUGAACAAGCCGCCCUGCCAAAACUUUCCGACGACGAACUGAAUCAGUAUAUGUAUUGCGAAGAACACUUAACCAACCUCUCGACACUUCAACAUUUAUACAUCCAAAAGCCGGCAGUGAUGUUACCGGAAGCCCUGCAUUUGGCUGUAGUGCAGUGUGUGCAAUUGCAUCGUUUUAUCCUGGAUGUCUGCAAGGAGAUGGAGGAACUUUUUAAUCCUUUUUGCCUUGUUAAAUCGAUACAAGUAACUUUGCAGCUUUGUUUAUUGGUCUUCGUUGGCGUUGCGGGCGAACGUUCGAUAGUGCGCAUUUUGAAUUUGGCCCAAUAUGUGACUCUGACAUUUAUCGAGUUGUUGAUGUUCACUUACUUUGGUGAGUUGUUGCGCGGGCAUAGUGUGCGCUGUGGUGAGGCGUUUUGGCGUUCGCAGUGGUGGACCCACACCGCUGCCAUACGUCAGGAUAUACUCAUUUUAUUGGCGAAUAGUAAGCGUGCAGUUCGUCUGACGGCGGGUAAAUUUUAUGCUAUGGAUGUGGAGAGACUGCGCUCGGUGGUCACUCAAGCAUUUUCAUUUUUGACACUGCUACAGAAGUUAGCGGCUAAAAAUCCGAAGUGAACAAUGUAGAUGUAGUUGACUCAAUAAAUAUUGUGUAUGUGUUUGGAAAUAAAUAGUAAAAAAACUUGAAGUUUCAAGAUUGAAUCUCAUUGCCUCAAUGAGUUAGAGUCAGUUCGAUAGAAUGAAGUCUUUCAAAGAUUCUCUUAUACUUCGCGUUAUGGGUCGUAGAUACAAUGACUGUUGGACAUAUUAUAUCUUGAAA